UCUCCCACUCGCCCACACCACACCCCACAGAUCAAACGCCAUGCAUGGCGCUUCCUCCAGCGCCGCCGCUGCACCACGAAGGCCGCGCCAUGACACAACACUCACGCUCGGCCUCCCGUACUCGCUGGUCUCACCGCGGCAGCAUGCCCGGAAGCCGAGGCUGGUCGUUCGCUCUUCUCCCGCCGGCGACGCGACUCCGUGCACCGACUGCGGCAAGCGCUUCCCGUCCUGGAAGGCGCUCUACGGCCACAUGCGCUGCCACCCGGACCGCCAAUGGCGCGGCAUCACGCCCCCGGCAGGAGGUGCAGGCCGGUUCACCGUGCAGGAGCGCGAGGUCGCCGCCAGCCUGCUCACGCUGUCCGCAGCGAGUCCAGGCACCGGAAAGGGCAAGAAGAGCAUUGCCGCCGCCUCUCCUAGCGCGAUGGAGAGCUGCGGCACGUCGGCGUCGGCUGCACCGGAUCGGCAGGCAAACUCCGACCACGGCCACAGGUGUAGCGUGUGCAACCGCGGGUUCACCAGCGGACAGGCGCUCGGCGGACACAGGCGGUGCCACUUGGAGAGGGAUGUCGUGGUGAUUGCCACUGCUGGCAGCAGCGGGUUCGCAAUGUCCGAGACUGUGGUGACGACCGUCCUGGACCUCAACUUGCCACCGCCGGCUACACCUCUGGUGCUGGAUUUGAAGCUUGGAUAUGUCUAGGCUUUGGUUUGGCGUAAAAGUUUCAGUUGCUAAGUCUGUAUAUGUACAUAGGUAGUGUGCAUAUGCGCAUUCUCGUUUGCACGUUGAUAUUCAGACAGAAGGUUUUCUCAUC
Messenger RNA from Lolium perenne, 809 nucleotides. RefSeq names its product zinc finger protein ZAT3-like. Lineage: Eukaryota; Viridiplantae; Streptophyta; Magnoliopsida; Poales; Poaceae. The record is from RefSeq and is a predicted model, not a curated record.